Molecule: messenger RNA, 7851 nt
Organism: Prorocentrum cordatum
Lineage: Eukaryota; Dinophyceae; Prorocentrales; Prorocentraceae
Source: the annotation of a GenBank genome assembly
AUGGUUGGCAGCCAGGUGGUGGUGCAGGCGGGAAAGGACAAGGAGGCCAACGCCAGCCACCACCUCACCAAGCUCAGCAAGGACGACCCGCUCAGGCAGCACUACGAGGCCCUCUGGCCAGAGCUCGCCGCAGCCAAGCCACCAGCAGACCAACCAGUCGUUGGAUUCAAGGCAGUGGAGGCAGCUGCUCGACGCUUGGACAAACUCCAGAAGAAAGUACAAUCGGCAGGGGAGCAAGUUGAGAGUGCCCAGCAGUACUUGGCUGAGAGUGAACGCAAGCUUCGUGAAGCCAUGGGAGCCUCCAUUGCAGCCGAAGAUGAGUUCGACAAGCUCAAGGCCACAGUCGGCAAGCAAGAGGCACCGGCUGAAUCUGCAGCCGAGAAGCCAACUCUGGCAGCCCUCCUGGAGCAGUUCGAGCAUGAGCCGGACGACUUCCACAAGUGGUCCGAGCCCGACAAGGAGGUCUGGCGAGCAGCAAAGGCCAAGGGCGAGCGCAUGGCCCAGACGGUCAAGGAGCACGAAGAGGAGACGGCGAAGCACCUGCGACUACUGGAGGAAGAGACGGCCAGGCACCAGGAGCAGCUGCGCCAUCUCGAGCAGGUGCCACCACAUGCACUGAGGCAGCAGGGACAGCCGCCGCGGCUGCGCCCACCGGCGCCGCAGCAGCUGCCCAACCAGAAGCAGGCGCAGCAAAACAUGACAAAGCAGAAGAACGCCGAGCCAGAGUGGAGGCCCACAUCCAGGAGGCGCGAGAGAAGGUCUCGCAGGCUAGGCGCGCCGAGACAGUCGUCGACGCAGAAGGGCAAGGUGACCACUCAGCAGGGUAGCCGCCCCAAGGCGAGCGUGAAGAAGGCUCGCCGCCCGUGCCACAUCGACUUCUUCAACGUCACGACCUGGGGCCCCCAGGCACAGGGCUACCUCAUGGAGAUCAACAAUACCAAGGACAGGGGCAUCAUUGGCAUCGCGGAGCACCACCUCCGCCAGCCUGCGCAGAUAAGCAAGGCAAGAGCGGCGCCCAGGAGGAAUGGCAUGCACAGCUACUGGACCAAGGCACGGCCAGGAGAAGGAGAAGGCACUCGAGGAGGCACGUGUGCCAUCACGCGAGGACCCUUGGACAUCCAGGACAGGAUCGCUGGUUUCGAUGAGCACUACCUGCACGAGGACGGCAGUGACGCCACGGUGGUGAUCUCCAACCUGCACAAGGUCAGUUUCGCAGUGGCUUUCGUCCACCUUGAGUGUGGGACGGGCUUUGGAGAGAGGAACGUCGACAUCCCCUGCGACCUGCGGGAGAAGAUGGCCGUCUGGGGAGGGCAAUGGGCAGCGCUUGGGGACUUCAACAUGACGCCGUCGGAGUUCAACAACAGCAUUUGGCCCAGGGUGCUGAAUGCUCAAGUAGCUGCGGCGGAGGACGGCGCCCCCACAUGUUUCCCAGCAGUAGGAGAAGCCAGGUGCAUCGACUUCGCGCUGAUAUCGCAGGGCCUGGCGCCGCAUUUCGACCAGCUGGAGCUGCUCAGGACCGUGCCGUGGAAGCCGCACAUCGGCAUCCGCUUGAAGUUGAAGGGGCGGCCUCUCAUGCUCAAGGGAAGGGUACUUCGCAGGCCAGCAGCCAUAAAGCCGCCAGUCACAGUCGAGAGAAUGCCGAAGUCCAGAGCCGCUUGCAGACGAGCGGCGCGCGGAGGCCAGGAGGCAAUGCGCCGACGUCAGCAAGCGUUGGCAGAGGCAGGAUGCGACCUGGACGAGAACGACAUGGAGCCAGUGCCGCAGCUGCACUACGACAAGAAUGUCCAGCACGUCAUCCCUGCCGAGCUGUGGCAGGCCACCUCCGAGCGGGUCAGCGCGCGCGCCUGCGACGAGUUGCCCCAGCACUUGCAGCGCACAGUCGUCGGCAAGAUGAUGGAGCGGGACAUGCUGGACCUGGGGCAACAGCACGACCGCUUCGCAAGCACCCUCGAGCUCAGCCUGUGCGAGAGCAUCGGCAUCCCAGAGGAAGAGCGUGGACGACAUCUCGGGCGCAGCAGGCCCCCGAGCUACAAGAGCGCGAGCAUCAAGGACACCGUCACCUCUACGCCAUGGGCAGGGGUCGAAUGGAAGAUCCACGCGUGGUGGGCGGAGAUCCCCUCCUUGGCGCGGCAGCUCUCGCACCAUGAUGCCCGAGCGCAGGAGACAGCAGCAAGUCGACAGGGCAAGACCCAGGCACUUCCCGAUGAGGACUCAGGAGGUGGACAGGGCCCGUCGGCGUCGGAGCUUGGCCCCGUCAUGUCUGGCAGCCAAGUAGGACGCAACACCAUGGACAUCCGAGAUCACGACCCCUUCGAGGAUGAGGAGGACUACUUGGAGUACCGCCAGGAGAUCGCAGACCAGGAGAACAGCGAUGGGUACCACCAGCACAUCGAGGGGCAGCCGGACAGCCUCGAGUUCGGCCAGACCGAGACCGCAGAUCAGGAGGACUGCGACGGGCACCACCAGCUCAUCGAGGGGCAGCAGGACAGCAUCGACUACGGCCAGACCGUUCGUCGUCAUGCGGCAGGCCCAGAGGCAGAGGAGCAACGAGAUAUGGGCCUGCCCCCACCAGACCUCUGGAAUGAUGACCAGCACCAGCGGGAGCGGGAAGACUACGUGGCCAUGAGAGACGACCUGGAGUACUGGGCGGCCAUCUGGAUGGAUAACUUGGUGCAGCUCCCCACGGACAACAGCAACUGGAUGCAGAUCUGCGUGCCGUUCCUGGAGACCAUCUUGGGUGGCGGAGGCAACAAUGGCAUGGUGAGACUGCUCAGGCGUAGGUACCAGCAGGCCGGCCUCAGCCACAUCAUCAGGGUCCGCACCCACAGCGGCCACCAGACGCAGCAGCAUAUCAACACAAGACGGCAGCUCGCGCAGCAGCUCAACCAGCCUGACCCAGGCAGGCUGAACGAAGAAGGUGCAGCCAAGGACCAGCAGCAGGCCCUCCUCACAUACCUGCACGCGAUAGCAGAGGGCGCCCUCGUGGACCCAGGGACGACCAGCAGGGUAGCAGAGGAGGUAAAGAGCAUGGCCAAGCUACUCACAAAGGCGGUGAAGAAGGCGUACAUCUACUGGGUGCACGACGCCACGGCAGGCAGUGCGAAGAUGGCCCACGCCUACACCAAGGCAGCGGAGCGCAGCCACCUGGAGGACAUCCUUGAGCACGAGGGCCAAGUCAUCAACCACCCGCAGCAGCUGGUGGACUUGCGCAAAGAGGCAUGGCAACGCAGGUGGACACGAGAUGCACAGAAGUCCGAGAGGAUCCAAGAGGCGCUGGCCAAGCUGAGGCAGGCUGCCUUGGCCCAAGAGAAUGCCCUUGAGCCCAUCAGCAAGGACAUCAUCGGAUCCAUCAUCCAGCACCUGAAGCGCAAUGCUGGCCAAGGAGCGGACUGGUGGAGGGCUCCAGAGCUCAAGGCCAUGGGCGCCCAGGGGCUGGAAGACUUCGUGCAGUGCCUGACCAGCUGUGAGCAACGGCCAGCGUGGCCGCGGCAAUUCUACUUGGUGCUGGAGCUGCUGCUGGGCAAGAAAAGAGUGUUCUACGACGCGGCAAACUUCUACGACAACAUAGGCCUCGACCAGCUGAUCGAGAAAGCCAGCGCCCUCCAGUGCCCGUUGCUGCCGCUGGCAAUGGCCGUGCAGAUGCACCUUGCGCCCAGGGCCAUCAUGGCCCACAGCCUCUUCUCGGACAUCUUCGAGCCUGCCAACAGCAUGGUAGCUGGCUGUGGCCAAGCGGUCGACCUCACCAGACCGCUCUUGUAUGGCAUCCUGGAUGCAGCGCACAGGCACCACAUCUUCGUCGUCAUGCAGCAGUACCUGGACGACUUGGCCCUGCAGGUAGAGGGUGCGCGGCGGCAGGUCACUCACCAUAUCAAGCACGUGGCAACGCUGGUGCACGAUGGAUUCAAGCAGCUCUCGAUACCCAUCUCCGUCAAGACGGCAGUGGUGGCCUCGGACAAGGACCUCCAGGCAGAAGUCGCCAGCAUCCUGGACAGCCUGGGCACCCCCAACAAGCAACCAGGUGUAGUGCGCGACCUCGGCGUGGACACCAGCCUCGGCAAGCAGCUGCGGCGACCCACCCAUGCCGCGCGCCAGGCCAAGGCCAAGCAGAGGGUGGCCAAGCUCAAGGGCCUAGCGAAGACGGACGCCAGGGGCGCGGCAAAGGUCUAUUCAGCAGGUGCCUACUGCCAGCAGGCCUGGGACUUACCAGCGCACGGCAUCACGCCCACGGAGGCGAAGUCGGUCAGGGCUACGGAGGCAGCUCUCCUCACAGGCGGACACAAGGCUGGACGCUGCACGUCCACCAUCCUCCUGAUCCAGAGGGGAAUGCAAGAGACAGUAACCCGAGCCAUCGGCGACCAGAUCGAGCAGUUCUGGCUCACCAUAGUCGACCACCCGACGGAGCUCAAGAGGUGCCAGAGAAGCUGGCUCCUGCUCUACGCCAAGCUGGGCGCCCUGGAACCCAACCGCAGCUGGAUCAGCCCAGCAGGUGACGAGUGGGCCUACAAGCCAGAUGACAUUCCUCACUUCGGCGCGCUCCUGCAUGAAGUCCAGCAGAGCGCGCAGCAGCAGCUCUGGCAGCAGGCAGCUGGCCACCGCAGUGGAGAAGGACUUCAGGCUGGAGGCGACCUCUAUCAGCUGCAGCGCCACCUGAGGAGGAGGAGGCGCAAAGGACAGCAUGCAGAGACAGCCAUGCUGGAGACCAUAGCGGUGGCGGGCAUCUGGACCAGGGAGCGUCGCAGGGCGGCCAACCUCGACCAAGAAGGCGACGACACCUGCGCGAGAUGCGGCGAGGCGAUAGAAACAGAGGAACACCGCUACUACGCAUGCCCUGCCAACGCAGAGAUAGGGCACGGCAAUGACACCGACCUGGCGAAGAAGGCGAAGGACGCGCUGGACCAGCGGCAAGACCUGCACUUCUGGCUCCGAGGCGUCCCGCCAGCGGCCUGGGCAGCCAAGGUCGACCCAGACGAGGACGCGGCGAAGGCGGCGCAGAUCUUAUGCACCAGCGAAGAGGCUCAGGCGGCAGCCCAGUCAGGGUACAAGGUUCGAGCAGACUAUGUCUUCACGGACGGCUCAGGUGGUGCAGGGGAAACGGCCAAGGACCCCCGCCUCAGACGCUGCGGCUGGGCAGUGGUGGCUUUCAGGUUCGACGAACAAGGACGUCCGCAGGAAGUGGCCGCCUGGUACGGCACGAUCAGGGAACCGCACACGGUGCCACGGGCAGAGCUCACCGCCAUGAGCAGAGCCAUCGGGUACACCACGGCGGCGACAGCCAGGGGGCUCAACAUAGCCAGCGAUUGCAAGUACGCCCUGGACGCACUCAAGCAGAUCAAGGAUGAUGAGGAUCUGGACUACAGGAGCACGAACUACGACCUCUGUCUCCAGACGAAGCAGCAGCUGCAGAACAGCACGGACACCAUCAUGGGCCACCACAUCCCCAGCCACCUGAUUGAGCACCCAGCCGAGCUGGAGAGGUGGAAUGGUCCCACCUGGUGGGUCAUAGGAAACGAGAUGGCAGACAAGUACGCAGGCUGGGGGGCGGAACAUGGAGCACUGGAUCCAGCCAUCAUCGCGCAGCAGCAGAUCAGGGACCAUAUCGCCACGGCGGUGCAAAACCGGCUGCUGGCCAUCAACAUGGCGGUGACGGUGGAGGACCCCAACAAGGCCCCUCAGCGCCCCAAGGCCAAGCGCCGCAAGCCGCAGCGCUGGGACACGACUUGCGCAAGCUACAUCCGCGAUGGUGGUGUGCAACGUGUCGCAGUGGCCCAGCCAAAGGACCAGCACGGCAACGUCAGGCUUGACUUCAAGGCGGUGCAGAUCGGCACGCAGGUGGUGCACGUCUCCCACAAGACGCAGUUCACCCAUGGCUGGCUCUGGUGCGAGAAAUGUGGCGGCACCAGCUACCUUGGGGACCACGAGAGCAGGAUCGUGGCAGGCUUGGCAAGGAAGCUGGCAAGGCCAUGUCAGCCCCCAACAGCAGCAGGGCGGCGGGUCUUGGCGGACAUGCAGAGGGGCAAGCUGCCAAGAGGAGCUAAGCUAGCAGCAGACCCAGCUGAUGAGGGUCUCAACGAGAUCACCAUGCCUGGAGAUUUCAAGCUCGGCCUGAGUAACCACGAGGCGAUCGACCUGGACGGGGGCAGCUCAGAGGCAGGGGGCCCGCAGCCAGCUCCACAGCAGCCACCCAGCCAUCCGCGCUCUGUCGUCCACGCCAGCUGGAGGCUCGUGGACCACAUGGAAGGCUACGCGGAGCAGUGGAUGAACAUGGAGCUUCAGCAGAUCAAGGACUUCUGCGAAGAAGUCUGGCGCAACACACACCGCGCGCGACGGGGGCUCAUGACCAGGAUGCUUACCCUCCCGUACGGUACAAGGCAGCAGGCAGCAAGAGUGCACAUGGACGCCUUCCAGAACAGAAGGAACAACAUCCUAGCGCACAGCAUCCCCAGCAGCGAGCGCAGGCCGCUUCCGAGAACAGCGGAGGCCAGCCGAGAGUGGUCACCGGAGAACCUGGACGAUGAUGACUCGACCCCAGACAGUGAAGCCCCAGAGCUGGAGGGUGAGCCGAGCAACCAGGAGAUGGAGACCAUGGCAGGACCUGAUCAGAGGCACGACGCCAACAGCCUGAUGCAGACGGCUGUGCAGGUGACAGUAACGCUGACCAAGCCAGUGGGGCCCGACCUGAUGAAGUUCGUGAGCGUAGCCGAUGAGGCCGGCCUGCUCCACCCAAGGCUUCGACACAACAAAGGAGAGGCUGACCAGGACCCCGAGCAGGAGGUGGCGUGGCUCGAGAGGAACAGGCUCGAGCAGCUCAUGCAGUCGCUGGCAGGCUGCUGGGGCCAGAAAGAGGGCGAACAGGGCUGGCCAUCGUGGCAGGCUGCGUGCGUGCCCCAUGUGCCGAGGGCGCUGCAGACUGGCGUCUACCAGAGGCUGUUCAGCAACGUGUCAGGGCCGAGCCGCCAGCGCAGCCAGCGCCGAGCGGCGGAGGAGAUCUGCCGCCUGGCAUGGCUCAACAGCGGAGAGGCGCGCUGGCAGAUACAGCAGCAGGACCCGAAGGAGACAGAGCGGCGCAGAGCAAUGGCUGAGCAGUUCCUGGGCGUGACUGAGCCAGUGGUGAGGAGCCGCAGACGGAGCACCAUGGACAUGGCAGACCUCGACCACUUCCUUGAAGAGGAGAACAGCGAGGAUUGCCUCCAGCAGCCCGUAGACAAGCAGGACAGCGAUGACAACCACCAGCAUAUCCCAGAUGUACAGCACAGCAUAGUGUACCACCUGGCAGACCGCAGAGGACCCCAGCGUGGCGAGGGGUUAGGCCACGGAGGACCCCAGCGCGGUGAGGGGUUAGACCGCAGUGCCAAAGGCAAGCAGAGGCUCGAGGCGGAGGUCCCUGACGAGCCCAGUGAGCAUGACGCGGACGUUUUGACCAACAAUGUGGUAGACAGGACCUCGCAACUAACAGAGCGGACCCAUACCCUGGGAAACCGACAGACUGAACGCGAGGGGGAGGGCUUGGCCCGCGGAUACCACGUGAACCGCGAACACAGCGAGUGGCACAGUCGGACGACCUCGCCCGAGCUAGUGGGCAGUAGCCCCGAGGAUGGGGACAGUGCGAGACUCGGCGUUCCCCUGCGUGGCGAGGGGCUAGGCCACCAAACUGCGCAGCCCGAGACGACGGCAGACUACGACGACACAGGCCUGCAGCGGGACUUGGAGAAGUUCUUCGGCGACUUUCCCCAACGCGGUGAGGGGUUAGACCGCAUGGAACCCCUGCGUGGCGAGGGGUUAGGCCACGACAAUCCCCUGCGCGGUGGGGGGUUAGACCGCAGUGCCAAAGGCACGCAGAGGCUCGAGGCGGAG